CAACACAUCACAGAAGAAAUCCCCAUCUCCUGAGCCCCUUUGUGCCGGCGCCAUGAGGCGCUUGGAUGGGUCGGGGUUCUCCGUCUCCGUGGCCGGCAAGCGCAAGCGUUCGCCGGAGUACCCCUGCGUGUCGCGCUUCCGGCAGCGGCGACUCCUCUCCUUCCUCCGGCGCCAGAAGCUGUUCGACGCCUACGACGUGCUUACCGGCGAGUCGGGUGCGCGCAUCGACCUGUACCAUCUGACCGACCUUGUCAAGGCGGGCCGGUGGGACGAGGCCAUCGACCAUCUCUCCUGCUUCCUGCCGUGCGACCUUGCUCUGGGCGCCCACGGCCGCGUCCUCCUCCACUUCCUCCGCGUGCACAAGGCCGUCCACGACAUCGUCUCCGGGGCGCCCGAGAGCCGUGCCGUCUCUGCCGCUCUCAGGAUGUGCUUCACCAAGAAUUUUACCAUCAACCACGCCAUCACCAAGCUCCGCACCAUCCUCUGGUCCCUCCACUCCUCCAGCGGAUUCAGGGACUCCCUGGACUUUGGGCGCGUGAGAGACAAGGCUGCAUCCACUGUCGUUUACUUGGCUUAUCAAACUACAGAGUUGAGAGAACAUAUGAAAGAGGCGCGUGGCCCAGCGGAACCCCACAAUGUACUCCCCAUUGGCUUCGGCUUCCGUCCAAGGCGCCAUGUGAAGCGAGGCCCCAUCCCGGGCUCUGUUCUUGUCAGGCACUAUCUUCGUAAGAGGAGGAUGCUUGCUUCUUCGAUAUCAAGUCACUGUGAAGGGUCAAGUUCUGAAUCGUUAAUUAAGGCAAAAGAAUGGAUGGUGGAUCUUGUUGAUUCAUGUUUGGAAGCUGGUAAGCGGCAUCAAGGGUAUCCACUUCAAUAUGUUUGUACUCCAAUGGUACACAAAGGUGCUCCUGUUGAUCCAUUCUCGCGGAGUAAUCUUGGUACAUUCAGAAGUCCGGCUAGAAAUCCUGGCAUGUCAUCAGACACCGAUUUCGACUUGUUAGUCCUCAAGACAAAGGAAUGGGCAAUUUACCUUACAGAUCAACGGCUGGAAGCUUGGCCGGACCUUAGUCAAGGGUAUGAGUAUCCAUUUCGCUGUGUCAAUAAGGAUGGUUUUCCAGUUGCCCGAAUUUUGCAGACUAUCCCUGUUACCUUGGUGGGGCAUGCUAAAAGUUUUGCACUUUCAUCACUAACAAAAGCAGAAGUUCCAUCCUUCAUUCAGGUGCUCCAUCCUUUGGAAGGUCCUGCUAGAAACUAUGGGAUCUCACCAGUGACAAAUGCUGGUGGUCUACCUUCACAGUCCAUGUCUGCUAUCUUGGCACCUCCUUAUGACCAGUUCUUGAUUACAACAGAGAAAGAUGCAGGUGCUCUGUCCUCAAAGGCCAUGUCUGCUAUCUUGGCAUCUCCUUCUAAAUAUAUCAAGGCAAAUGCAGAUGUUCUACCCUCAGAGACUAUGUCUGCUAUCUGGGCAUCUCCUUAUGAAAACUCUCUGGUCUCAACAGUGACAAAUGCAGGUACACAUAAGCAUUUGAGUCAAGAACAUUGCUAUACUGAGAAUGUUUGCCAGGAUUUCAGCCCAAGGAAGAAUCCAAGGAUGGAACUGACAACUGUUGGGCAAGGCUUUAAUCCGAAAAGGCAACGGACAACUCUGAGUACACUAGAAGGCGCAUAUGGGGACACAAAUGAGCAGAAAGAGAGGGGGGUUGCUCGGCCCCAAGUUGCACGAAAAUAAAUAAAUAAAAUACAGCUUCGCUGAUUGAAGGUGAAGCUGAAGGUCACCUCACACCAUGUUCUUGAGUGGUGGGAUCGACUUUACUCAUGGAGCUUCUAUAUUUGUGAAAAGACGCCCCGAUACUGUUAGUGGGCUUGUUGUGCUGCUGCCCCCAGCGUGAACUUUGUUGUUUUUAUUUUUUGUGAACCUAUGUUGUGCGUUCCGAUCGUACUUUGAACUAUGUAUUAUUGCUACUUGAGCCAAGUUAUGUCUUUUUUUUUGGUAAAUUUGAGGCGGCAACGUGUUUUUUCUAGGAA
Molecule: messenger RNA, 2022 nt
Organism: Triticum aestivum (bread wheat)
Lineage: Eukaryota; Viridiplantae; Streptophyta; Magnoliopsida; Poales; Poaceae
Exons: 18
Coding region: 53-1726 (557 amino acids)
Source: RefSeq, a predicted model, not a curated record